This is a messenger RNA of Parnassius mnemosyne (clouded apollo), 5067 nucleotides long. NCBI's taxonomy places the organism in Eukaryota, Metazoa, Arthropoda, Insecta, Lepidoptera, Papilionidae. The record is from the annotation of a GenBank genome assembly.
GAUGCUCAGUUCGAAAUGAAACGGAACAGUUUGCAAGUCGCCGGCACCGCGCAUGGUCGACUCAAGCAGACAGUUCGUAACGCUCAAUUCGUGAAUUUAUUAUAACUUUUUAAAACUGUUAUAUUUACACAACUUUACUAUUAAAAUAGUGCCUUAUUUAUGGAUGUGCUGGUGUAUGCAUGGAUUAACAGCUACAAACAACUGAACGUCGAAGCAAAGUGACUACGAACUAUCGACUAGGUUUAAGUGAUAUAAAAAGUGUUCUUAUAUAAAUAUAAGUCUAACAUAUAUACUUAAUUAAAAUAAAAUAUUUAAGAUACAUCUUUUUAUCUUUUUGGAGAUCUUACAAAUUAUCAUUGCUGGCAACACUUUCAACAUAGCUGUCAUCCUGCAGUGUCUAUUCUACGUUUACGCAAGAUGAUACAAAUUACUAGGUAUUGCAACGCGACGUGGAAUGUCACGGGCGCAUCGUGAGCUCGGUGGUGCGGCUGUGCGGUGGUGGCGACGCGGCCCGCGCUCUAGAACGCCGCUGGCACCUCCUCUACCUGCGCGCUAUUGAGUGGCAGUGCCAUCUUGAAGCCUGCCUAGCGAAGACCGACAACCAGGGUUGCAUAUCAAUAGAAGAGGCGAGCGACAGUGACGAGGAGCCGGCUCUUAAGCAACCUCGGCUGUGCAGACGUGGCUCACCACGGCGACUCCGCACACCGCAACCUAGGAAACGCAACCGUUCAUUCGACAGCCGGCAGUCUGCCUCAGAGGAGGAAACAGACGAUGUGCUGACGUGCACCUGGGGUGGCUUCGAAUCGGACUACUCGUGGACUCGGCGCGCGGACAGCAUGGAGCAGGACGAGCACCGCGUGCCCGACCUCACGGACAGUGGUCCCAAUGAAACGCUGCGACGUCUGCACGACCUCAGUACGCAGGAAACUGAAACGAUGAAUUUCCACGAGCAAGUAAAAACACCACCGACGGUUGUUAAGAGGAAGAAACCAGUAGACACGUCCAAAUUCAAUCAGUCCGAUAGAAAAUCGAAGAACUGUGCCACUUUUUACUUCAGGCAUCAUGAUACCGAUUCUGAUGGAAGGCAAAUGAUCGAGACGGACGAAAAGUCACAAGAAUCCUCGGAGGAAGAAUGGACGUACGUCGGUAGUCCAAAGAUCGCCAACGAAGAUUCCACUGACCUCAUGACGUCAUCAGUGGAGAUCCAGUACGAGCUCCCCGUUGACGAGAAAAAAGAAAAACCGCCUUCACCCAAACCUAAGUUGGAAUCGAAUACACCGGACCUCAUCAAAGUAGACGCUAGAUGUAAGGAUAUCGAAAGACUGGUUAUUCAGGCAGAGGAAUUAGUUCAGAAGCAAGCACAGCAGCAAAUGAAGAAGAAAGGAUCGAGAAGCUUCAAGCCGCUUAUGUUCGAAGAGGAGGGGAAAUCUGUCAGCCGAGUGAAGAUGUCCCGGAUAAAGGAGUGGCUAAAUCAGAGCACGGAAGGCGAACGUUCGAAGAACGAUAGCAAUCAGUGCACGGAAAGCUACGAUGCUUCGGGUGAAUACACCACGGAGAGUGAAGUGGACACCUCGUUGACUUCUGAAGAGCGCAACUUACAUUCGUCGAUGGACAUGAGCACGUCCACUUGUACCGUCACCCCAACACAUCAGGCCAAGGUGCAGCUGCGCAAGAAGCGCAGCGGGCCGCGGCCGUGGUCGGUGUCGUGCCUGUCGCAGCUGCCGGCGCCGCCGCCGCCCGCCAUCUCGCACAACAUGUCCAUCUCCGAGUCCGCGCUGCACACGCUCGCCGCGCCGCCCGGCCCGCACGCCCCCUCCCCCUCCCCCUCGCACUCCAACGGCAAGCUGCGCGGCAGCAACACCACGGUACAGGGUCACGUGUCAAGCACCAACACAAUGACGGAGGCGUGUACGUCUUGCGUCGAAGCGAACGAGAAGCAGUGUUGGCUUCGGCGUAAACGGCUCAAGCUUCGGAAGCACAAUGCUUCCGAGAGACGCGAUAGGCUCGUCAAGUCGCUUUCUUUCUGCGGGAGACUGAGUCCUGAAAUAGAGGAUAAGAAUGAGAGGAGUGCUGCUAGCGAUCCGGCCACCAGUAGAAAGAAUAGAUUCGACACAACAUCCACCUCCGGCAACGACAGUGACGAAGAAUUGAUCAAACAACAGCUAGCCACCAUCGCUCAUUUACGCAAAAGUAUUGAAAAAACACACAUAUCCACGAAGGAACCCGACAGUGCCAUCCCUGAACAGAACGAGCCGGAAAUUGUGACGCCCAGCUUCAAACUUGGACCAGAAGGGGGGCCUGUUAGACCCAGACUGACUAGGAGUACAGAAAGAGAAAGGUCCUUCAUAGCUCUGAGCUUAGGAGACCCCAGUCAGCUUUGGGAUCUGUGUAUAGACAAGGAUUCCGAUGUGGAUAAGAGUGUAACGGCCGGCACUGAGGAGCACAGCUCGUUUUCGGAGCAGGCUUGGGAUUUCUACCAGGAAAAAUACAACUCGGAACCAUAUUCUGAGGCCCCAGACUCUGAUGCCGCCAGAAGACUACUCGAAUUUGGAGAUGACUACCGUGCCUACCUUGACUCGCAAUCAGACUGUUGUUCCAGUCUAUCAGCUCAACCGGAACAGGAUCGAAGCCCCACAGGCACUCGACGUCGCAGACCUCCCUCCGAAAUGUCUCGAGAAAGAAGCCUUCCCCGUUACAAACGACCCACUAGAACCUCACCAGUUGAAUCACCUCUCAGAAAACCGAAAAAGUCAAUAUCAAGCGCUGAACGCAAAAAGAUGCUGCUAGAUAGUUUAGAAAAGUCCAGAAAUAGUGUAGAGAGCAACGAAAGUCUUCGCAGACGCAAACAGUCAGAAAGCGAACGCAAAAACAAACGCUCGCCCGAAUUCGAUCUUCUCAACAUUCAAGCAUUGAGCCGAAGGCGUCACAGUUCCAACCUGACCAGUGACGAAGUUAACAGUUCCCUAGAGUAUACCGAAGUGAACAACCGGCCUGAUAUCUUAGACUCUUUAAAUAGAAGAAGAAAGAAUACGGACAAGGAUGGAGAUAGUGAGCUACAAAAGGUAGCAUUGUCAGAGUUACGACGAAGGUCAACCGAAGGCGCCGAUUCGGAGGACGACGCGUCAAGUCCUAAGAAGCACAGUAGAAGGAACUGGGAGGGAGACUCCGAUUCGGAGUCCGAAGAGGUCAGAUCUCUUAUACGGAGGUCCAGUUCGCAGCUGGAAGCGGCCGAAGCGGCAAUGGCGAGGCAAGAUUCGUCGCCGGAUCUCCUCCGCGCCUUCGACUACGUAAGGACACAAUUCGAUACCGAUUAUAGUAGUUGUACUGAGGCGGAGGACGAUUUUGCGUGCGUGACUGCUCGUCGCCCCGCAUGUUUGAGAGCUAGAAUCUGUCUCGCUGUAGCCGCCUUUUCAAUUUUAGUCAUAGUUUACAUACAUCUACAAUGACAUUUGGCUUGGGCUUGUGUGAUAUUUAUCCUUAUCUAUAUAAGUAUACGUAUUAAGUACGCUGCGAUUGUCAGGCUGCGAAUUAGAAAUGUCCACUUUUGCACGCAUCAACGACACGCGCAGAAGUGUUGAAGCGCGGUAGUAUUAUUCAAGCAUUCCAUUUAAAAGCAAUUUAAAGUAUAUAGGGUUAGUUUUAUAUUGUACAAAUUGUAGCAUUUAUAUAAAAUGCACGUAAAGUCUGACAAACGCAGUCAAUUAUUUAACUUUUCUACAAAAUGUGUUGUACUAUAGUCCCAUUGGUAGCUGUCAAAUUCUAAAUUUGAUAGCUCUCAAACCUUUUACUCGUAAUUAACACCUAUCCUAAAGUAUUCCUUGAUUAUUUUAAUGUAAACACUCUAUUCUCAUUCGAUUUUCCACGUAAUCACAUAAUUAUAAUAAUACUUAGUUGUUCUUAUUUGUGAAAUAGUGAAACUUUAUUAUCGACGUAGUGAAUUUACGUAUUUAAAAAAGUCACGUUUUCUUGUAACAAUCCACCGCCGAGACUGCAUGAGUAAUGAGUAUAUACUCUUAAUUAACCUACUUAUGUAAAAUAUAAAAUAAAAGAAAAAUGAUAUGUCGUAAAGAAGUUUCACUUCGUACGUGUGUACAAAAUUACGCGCACAAUUUUCUUUAUAUUAAAAUAUCAAUGAGAAUUUUUUUUUAAUUAUAUUAUACAUAAGUUGGGAAUUUGAACUUUAAAUAAAUAUACAUACAAUAUACUUUUAAAUAAGAUUAGCAGAACAGUGCUUACAUUCGCGGAAAAUCGGAUUAUAACGGACUUUACACAGGUAGCUUCACUUUAUCUAAAGUGUACUAAAUAUUUAAAGUGAAACUACCAAGAUUAUGAAAUUUCGUAUUUAUUUUGUCCCGUGUGUUUUAUUUCCUUAUUUUAUUUGUUUAAUUUUCUUUUAUACUAACAAUGUUUGAUGGCCUUGUGUUUGUGAUUUAUGUAGCUAUGAUUUUUACUAACUGCUUGUUUUAUUAUUAUUAUUUUCUUUUAAAGAACAUCCUAUCCUUUGUUGGUGGUGAUAACUCGGUGCUAGAUCAUACCUAACUUUUAGAUAUAUUCGCGUAACAUAAUACAAAUGCAUAUAUCUAUUCAAGUUAAAUGCGGUUUUAAGCGGCGGCCUUGUGCUUAAUAAACAGUUACCAGUGACAAAAAACGACUAAAUUUUGAUGGCAGCUGUCAAAUGUAAUUAUUUGAUGCUUACAACGUGAUUCGGAUACCAGAAAUCUAGCUAGUUAUGGUAUUUAAAUUAUUUUAUUUAUGAUAUAGUUAAAUAUUUCGAAAUGAGAGUAAGAGUUCUUGUCAUUGCGUGAUAUAAUUUAAAGUGUAACCUGAAGUUAGGAAAAAUUAAGGUUAUUUUUGUUAUAUAAUUUUAAAUGAUAAGGUCUCGCAUAAUAUUAUUAAUAUUUAUGUGAUUUGACUGAACUCCGCAAUAUCUCACAGUGUGGCUUUGUAAAUGUACUAAUCAUUAUGUUGAUUAGGGUUAGGUUGUUAAUUGAUCUUUUACAAAAUGUUAAAAAUUAAAGUGAACUUUGUAUAAUUGUUUACAACAAUAAAUAUGUCGGUUUUGAAAGU